This is a messenger RNA of Micropterus dolomieu (smallmouth bass), 5877 nucleotides long. RefSeq names its product homeodomain interacting protein kinase 1a (gene hipk1a). The coding region runs from base 370 to 3708 and encodes 1112 amino acids. Lineage: Eukaryota; Metazoa; Chordata; Actinopteri; Centrarchiformes; Centrarchidae. The transcript has 17 exons. Gene Ontology annotation, molecular function: protein serine/threonine kinase activity; ATP binding; protein tyrosine kinase activity. The record is from RefSeq and is a predicted model, not a curated record. Gene Ontology annotation, biological process: peptidyl-serine phosphorylation; intrinsic apoptotic signaling pathway in response to DNA damage by p53 class mediator; smoothened signaling pathway. Gene Ontology annotation, cellular component: cytoplasm; nucleus; PML body.
AUCAGCGGCGCCGUUGACGUCUGUCACGUCCGGUCACGUCUCGACUUUACGUCGGCAGGGUAGGAAGUACGCCGAGCAGACAGUCCGUGAUGAUCUGGUGGUGAUGGAGCUCUGUCGAGGCGACAGUGCUCGUUAUGAUGAUAUCUGACACUUCCAGUCACAUUAUGCAUAUUUCGUUAGCUUGAAACGCGAUGUGACUGCGGAUUCGAGUCAGACAUGACUCGGAUGCUUGUGGCCAGCUAGCUAGCUGUUAGCUUAGCCCUCAUCCAUCCUGCUACGGUGAGAGAGCUCCAGCGGGCAGCUAGCAGCUGAGCUGAUCCGCCGCUGCAGCACCACACAGAGCCCGGCGAGAGGAUGGGGAGGCCUUAAAUGACAGAUCGGCGACGGUGUGUUCAGUCAUCAAAUUCAGACAUGGCGUCGCAGCUCCAGGUGUUCUCCUCUCCCUCUGUGUCCUCCAGUGCCUACUCUCGUUCAAAGAGGCUCAAAGUGGAGAACCCUACAUGGGAUGUGUCCAACCAGCUGGGAGAUAAUGGUUACUACCAGCAGAGCCCCACCCAGGGAACUGCACCCUCCACUUCUGGCUCCAACUUCAACCCAGUGUACAACUCCAACCAGGUGCAACCGCCGACAGCNGGCUCCCGGGAGCAGACAGUGGUGCGGGCAGCAGACAGCACAGGUAGCCUUCGUGGACCUCCCUCCUCCUCUUCGUCCUCCUCUUCCAGCCGUCGUGUGAAGGAUGCCGAGUCCUCCUCCCAGCCGUGCGACCUGUAUCACAAGCAGUACAGCUUGAAGCGGAAGAGCGAGGAGGUGGACAGCAGCGACAGCGUCCAGAUACUGGAGGAGCUCUCAGCGCCUGUGGUCUCAAACCGCACUGGUGGUGGAGGGGGAACCACCACAGCUCAGUCCAUAGCACAUUCCACUUCUACCACAAAGAGCAGCAACUCCCACAGCGAGGGCGACUACCAGCUGGUCCAGCAUGAGAUUCUGUGCUCGAUGUCUAACAGCUACGAGGUGCUCGAGUUCCUGGGACGCGGCACCUUUGGCCAGGUGGCAAAAUGCUGGAAGCGGGGCACAAACGAGAUUGUGGCAAUUAAAAUCUUGAAGAACCAUCCUUCUUAUGCUCGGCAAGGUCAAAUUGAAGUGAGCAUCCUUAGCAGGCUGAGCACAGAGAACGCCGAUGAGUUCAACUUUGUCCGCUCAUACGAGUGUUUCCAGCACAAGAACCACACGUGCCUUGUGUUUGAGAUGCUGGAGCAGAACCUUUACGACUUCCUGAAGCACAGCAAGUUCAGCCCGCUGCUGCUCAAGUGUAUACGACCUAUUCUGCAGCAGGUCGCCACAGCACUGAUGAAGCUGAAAAGCCUGGGACUGAUCCACGCCGACCUGAAGCCUGAAAACAUCAUGUUAGUAGAUCCUCUGAGGCAGCCGUACCGAGUGAAAGUCAUUGAUUUCGGCUCUGCCAGCCACGUGUCCAAAGCAGUUUGCUCCACCUAUCUGCAGUCACGGUACUACAGAGCUCCGGAGAUCAUUCUGGGACUUCCUUUCUGUGAAGCGAUCGACAUGUGGUCUUUGGGAUGUGUCAUUGCUGAGCUGUUCUUGGGAUGGCCCCUUUAUCCUGGUGCCUCAGAGUAUGACCAGAUUCGUUACAUUUCACAGACCCAGGGCCUUCCAGCAGAGUACCUGCUGAGUGCAGGAACCAAGACCAGCCGUUUUUUCAACAGAGGCCCUGACUCGAGCUACCCCCUCUGGAGACUCAAAACACCUGCAGAGCAUGAGGCGGAGAUGGGCAUCAAGUCAAAGGAGGCAAGAAAAUACAUCUUCAACUGUCUAGAUGAUAUGAUGCAGGUGAACAUGACGAGUCUGGAGGGGACUGACAUCUUGGCAGAGAAGGCAGACAGGCGGGAGUUCAUAGACCUGCUAAAGAAGAUGUUGACACUAGAUGCGGACAAAAGGAUCACGCCCAUGAAGACACUGAACCACCCCUUUGUUACCAUGACUCACCUGCUGCACUUCCCUCACAGCUCACAUGUGAAGUCCUGCUUCCAAAAUAUGGAUAUAUGCAAACGCAGAUGCAGCGCCUUUGAGAACGGAAAAAAUAUGUUUGCUAGCAACAAUACCCCAAGUGCAGCCACCAACCUCACUGUCACCUUCAGUAGCCAACUAAACCAGCACAAUCAGAUGGCCUCUGCAGGAGGCCAGUCCCUGUCCCUAAGCAGUAAUGUCCCAUUGCUGAACUACCAGCCUGGCCUCUACCAGCAGGCCACCAUAAACAUCCCUGGCCUAACCCAGCAGGGUGUACCCCUGCAGACCAGACCCACCCAGCUCUGCACCCAGACUGAGCCCUUCCAGCAAACACUCAUAGUUUGCCCCCCCACCAUCCAGGGUCUUCAAACAUCCAAUAAGACCUCUGGUUAUCCAGUGAGAAUGGACAACUCAGUACCCUUAGUUCCUCAGAACCAGUCAUCCCAGUCCCUUCACAUCCAGCCCAGCAUGCUGGCACAGCAGGGUUGGCCAGCAGGCACACAGCAGAUCCUCAUCCCUUCCACAUGGCAGCAGAUGCCAGGCAUGGCCAUCCACAACCCUGGGCAGGCUGUAGUGCCCGACUCACCCGUGGGAGCCUCUGUCUCCGACAGUCAAGCCUCUGGCUGGAGGGGUCGCAAUGGAAGCCAGUAUGAUGGCGUCAGCCAGCAGGACUCUGGUGUUGGCCGUCACGCUGCCUCCCAAAGCCACAACUCGGGGGCAGCACAGUCAAGAGCCCAACAGGGCAAGAGGUCAAAGGCUCGACAUGCUGAGAGCAGAGCCAGGCCUGUAUCGUCAGUGCUGUCUGCCACCACUGUGGUCCACAACACUCCAGCUUUUGCUGGUGACCAGUCUCAACCCAUCAUCAUCUCUGACACACCUAGUCCUGCUGUCAGCAUCAUCACCAUCCACAGCGACUCUGAAGAUGAGGAUGACAGGAAGUUCCCUGCAUCCUGCUCUGGAACUAGCCAAAGGACCAAUGUAAUCAGCUGUGUGACGGUACAUGACUCCCAUGACUCUGACUCCUCCACCAGCAGCCCCCUGAGCCCCAAGACCACAUCACAGCCCACCAAGUCUCUGGCCAUCAUAAUGCCCUCUGUGAAGAGCCAGCCAGGGGAGAGCACAACCCAUAAAGCUCCAGCAGCUUCAGAUCAAGCUACAAGUGGCUCUGGAAAGUCAAAGAAGAGUUCAACUCAGCAGUCCAGUCGCCCAGGAGAUCCCAACACUGAUCGCAAUCAACGGGCUGCAUCUAGCAGAUCUCAGCCUCUUAACCUGAGUCAGGUACAGCAGUCUGUGCUGUCAUCAUCCCAGGACCAAACAGGAAGUAGUAGUUCCCUGAGGCGGCAGCCCACAUACCCACCUCCCGUCACCUCUCACUCAUCCUACAAUGCCAUCUUCAGCUCAACCCCAAACCUGUACGCUUACCCGGCAUCUGCUGCCCUGGCCUCUGUGUCCCAAGCUGUCGACCAGAUGCAAGGUGGCUCGUCCCGCCACAGCAGGGCGAGCGGCACUUACUCUUCCCUGGCACUGCUCCAGAAGAACGGCAGCCUGGCACUGGGAGGGCCUGCUCCGGGACAAUAUGGCAACCACCCCCAACAACAGCAGCAGCAGCAGCAGCUGGGAGGGCAGCCUUUCCACCACUCCAGUGCUACCUACCAGCGAAAACUCAACCAGUAUCCCUACCUGUAAAGACCGAUGGCUGAUUGAGACUGUAGCUCUGCAUGAAGCCCAAAUGGAGACCGAAACUAGAGGGGAGCACAAGCUCAUCACAGGUGGCUGUGAUUACAUUCGUUUUCAACUCAACUUUUAACUUUCCUUUACUGUCCAAUCCAUAUUUCAUAAUAAUCAGAGAAACAGAAUGUGUUUAUAUUUUAAUCAUGGUCCAUUUUUUUUAAAAAUAAAUUCCAACUUUGGGGGGGGGGUUGCAUUACAUAUGGUAUGUAAACGACAACAAACAGUGCAGUCUGUAAGUAUCUAAACAGUGACAUUUCUGUUGGCACUGUACUACACAUUGUAAAAUGAAAUAAUAAGUAUGAGGUUAGUGCCAACUUUCACCUUUAUUUUAGGGGGUUUACAUCCAUGUUAGUUCUGACUGAUCAAUCUUAUUUUCAUCAUUAUCAAGCGAUCAAUAAGAAAACUUUUUAUUUGGGGAUGGAUUCCAAAAUCAGGUAUUAAAAUUGUCCCAAGGGCUAAAGACAGUAGUAUUUAUCCUCUUUCCUGCUCUGUGUGAGGGGUGAGCUCCUACACACAGAUUACUGUAAGUGCAAUAAAACCUUCACAAAGUUAAAAAAGCCAAUACUUGAUCAAUACUAGUAAUAGCUUAUAAUAUAUAAUUAAUACUAAUAGCUGUUUUAAGUCAGCAGUCUGUCAUCCUCUGUCACUGGGUUUUACACGAGCACAGUGUGCUAGCUCAGCUUAUAUGGAAUUGUUACUAAAACUAAGACGAAAGCUGACUGUAGUCUGUUUAGCCGAGUUCACCCUGUGCGUUAAAAUUUGAUAAAGUCUUGUAAACCUAACUGCUGGCUGAGACAAACCAGCCCCUCCUGACAGGAGGAGUCACAGUAGCAAAGGACAGGAGGAAGGACUGAUGUUUUUUUUUUUUUCUUAACUUCACUCAGUAUUUUGAUGUCAGGAAUGUGAUUUAUUUUACGGACUAUAUAUAUAGUGACUUUGCCGUUGUAAACUUUACUUUUGCUGCUGUAGAAACAUUGUUAUAUUUUAAAUAUUCAGUACUGUUCUGAAGUUAAAAGACAACCAGUCUGACAUAGGAACUAAUAAGUACACUUCAAUAUUUGUUUAUUUAUUGCAAGUCAUAUCACAAUGACACAAGUCAUAGCACAAUAUUGAACAAUGUUAUCGCACAUUUUCCUCAUUAUGCAGGCCUAAUCAUCCAAUGAAAUCAGUAGAAAUUGUAGCUCUUUUUAUAUGAAGUCCCCAAAUAAAGUUACUUACAGACUGCGACUUCAAGUUGAUGUUUAACAAAACCUCUUGUUUUUUUGAGAAGUGUGAAACUGGAUCUUGCUGCUUUCGAUUAUCAUUAAAAAUAAUUGGUUAAAAGUUGCAUUUACAUAUACGCAAUCGCCUUACUCCUUUAGGCCAAUGUCUUAUUUAUAAGAAUAUAAGUUAGAUAAAUAUGUUGUAUGUUUCAUUUAUGAAUGUACUGUGUGUGUUAUCUGUAUUAUGGAGGGGGGGGGGGGGAGAAAGUAAGACAUGUACUGUAUAAUGUGUCACUGUGUUGUACAAAUGUUUUCCUAUUUUGUUUUAGUACUGGCCAUUGACUUGAUUAUAUUUAUAUGUUCAGUAUGUUGAAUGAUGCAGUACGUAAAGUACAGUAGGGUGUGGUUUUUAGAGGGGACUGUCAUGUUUUUUACAGUUUUAAAAUUAUUCUUAAGGUUGCAUGUGUCUGACAUGGAGUAGCAUUCAAGACAGGUUUGUAAACUGCAGCUUCAACUGAUUUUCAGUGUUGCUUGCAGAAGGAUUAUUAAUGUUAUCUUUGAUUUGUACAACAAACACUUUAAUGAUAUUGGGAAAUGUAAAAGCGCUUGUCUUGUGAAGUGAUGUUUGUGAAGUAAAGCGUGCACAUCAAAUCUGAUUGAGUAUCACCAUCAUGUAAAAAGCCAUUCAGAUUGCAAUUUUAAAAUUCACAGUAAUUUGUUUGAAUUGUGAAUAGUCCAAUCCGACAAAGAUGAUAAUUUUAAUGAAUUGAUGUUUAGUAUGUAAUUGCUUCUAAACAAAUCAUUGGUUUGGUGAAAUGAUGGUUGUUCUUACAAUCCUGCUGUGUUGUGAAGUGCUACAUUACAUAGAACACACAAUGAACCUUAACCCGUAUCUACGCAAUAAAAUCUUACCAAAACAGAA